CAAUUCGCUGGUGUGUCGUGACAACGCAUGAUCAGCCAUUCUACCUCUGACCUCUUGAGCCUUUCAUGUCGCUUUCCCGCCAACAUACCCAUCUCCUCCGCUCAGGCCCGGUGACCGAGUCCAAACGCAUCGUUCUCCCGAAAACCUUAACCUCCCAGAUCGAUCGAUCGAUCUACUCCCCCUCGCCGGAGGAAUUGAGUUCGCCAUGGCGGAGGCCAUCGUCUCCGCCGUCAUAGGCGACGCCGUCAGCAGGGUGAUCUCCCUCCUCAUGGGACGCUUCGGCGUCGGCCACCACCAGAGCGCCGAGGCCAAGCUGCGGAGGAUCUUCCACACCCUCGUCAGGAUCCACGCCGCGGUGGAGGAGGCCAGAGGGCGGCAGAUCACCAACGGCGGCGCCCUCCAGUGGCUCUCGGAGCUCAUCUACGGCGAGUACCAGGCCCGGUACCUGCUCGACACGGUUGGCCGCGGCGACCGGGACGAGCUCGAGGACACGGACUCCCGCGACGACAAGCAGGUGCCGCCUCCUCCGCGAGAUUCCUCCACGUCCCCGUUCAACCCUGCGAAGCGCGUGCGGCGGGUCGCUGCGAGCGCCGUGAGGAGGGCUCUGUCGCGCCGGGAUCCCGGUGCCGACGGCGACGAGAUCGACAGGGUUCUGGAGAGCUUGCAGGAGGUCUCCGCUCAUCUUGGCGAGUUCAUCCUGCUCCUCCAAGGCUGCCAGCCGAUCCGCCGUCCCCUGCCUACGAGCAUCUUCCUCGACGGGCAGAUGUUCGGCCGGCACGUGGAGAAGGAGAGGAUCAUCAACUUCCUGCUGCACGACGGCGGCGGUCGCCCCGCCGGGGAACUGGGCGUGCUCCCAGUCGUCGGCGCCAUCGGAGCCGGCAAGACGACCCUGGUGCAGCACGCCUGCGACGACGACCGGGUGCGCGGGCACUUCUCCGCGAUCCUGUUCUUCAACUUCUCGUGCACCUACGCCAUCGCCGCGAGCGGAGGAGCAGCUGCCCUCCGGUCCAAACACGUCAUCGGCGACGCUCAGCUCAGCCUGAACGAUGACCCGCUGCGGUGGAUCAAGGGGAAUUUUCAGAGCAAGAGGUUCCUGGUCGUGUUCGAGGACGUCGACGACAUGCGCAGGAAGCAGAUGCUGGAGGAGCUCCUGCUCAAGCUGAGGUGCGCCGAGCAGGGGAGCAAGGUUAUCUUCACGACGAGCAACCGGCAUGUUUCGACAUUGGGGACGGUGGAGCCGGUCGUGCUCAAGGUCCUGCCCACCCCGGAGUACUGGUUCUUCUUCAAGGCGCUCGCGUUCGCCGGCAGAGACCUCGAGGAGAACCCGAGGCUGGUGGCCGCAGGCAAGGCGAUUGCCCGGAAGCUGAACGGGUCAUUCUCCGGAGCUAAGAUUGUGGGAGGAUUGCUCAAGAACUGUCCAGACCCCAGAUUCUGGUGCAAGGUGCUUGCGAGCAACAUUGGGGGCCUCUCUCUGUUGGGUGAUGGCUUUGGUUACAUUGCGGACUUGUCCGAGAACUUGCUGCCGGAUCAUGUGAACGUUUUCCAGGUGACCAUCUCCAAGGCCCCCUUCGCCUCACAGAUAGAGCUGUCCAGAUUUCAGGACCUGUGUGAACCUCGUGGUUCAGAGACCGACUUGGCAGAGAACACCGGCUUUGUGAGAGUACUGCUGUGCAAGUCGGUGAUGCCGUUCUAUAGUACCUACUACAUUGCUUCUUGCACUGUUGGAUCAGGAAACAGUUGUUACGAGCGCACUAUGGUUUCAUCUAAUUUCUCGUUGGAUCAUGUAUAAAAAGUGUUAUGUGAAUUCAAGCUGGUACAUAUCGACUUCAAUCGGCUUGUCCUUGCAGCAGUAAUGAUCACCUGCUUUCCGAAAUCUUAGUGAUGAAGAUGAGGAGGACACAUAACAGUUCCAAAGGAUAGGGGAAUUGGAAAUUUCAGCUUUCAGGAUACCAAAAGUUUCAGUGAGGUCCGGACAGCCUCAUAUGCAUGCAUAGUCAUCCAAAGGGGAGCAGUUUCAGAAUGCUCAGACCAAGUUCAGAGUUUCUUUCUCGAAUAAAAAAACAGGGUUCC
This is a messenger RNA of Panicum hallii, 2070 nucleotides long. RefSeq names its product disease resistance protein RGA2-like. Gene Ontology annotation, molecular function: ADP binding. NCBI's taxonomy places the organism in Eukaryota, Viridiplantae, Streptophyta, Magnoliopsida, Poales, Poaceae. The coding region runs from base 206 to 1789 and encodes 527 amino acids. The record is from RefSeq and is a predicted model, not a curated record. The transcript has 2 exons.